Molecule: messenger RNA, 1782 nt
Organism: Symbiodinium natans
Lineage: Eukaryota; Dinophyceae; Suessiales; Symbiodiniaceae
Source: the annotation of a GenBank genome assembly
AUGGAUUUGGCGCGUUUUCUCGUCACUGCAGACAUACGUUUUGUUCGUGCCGAAUUCUUGUGGAGUUUGUGUGAAACACGAAGAGUCAUCCCACGACGGCAAGAAGCAGAACAGAAAUACUUCGAGACUGAGGGCAUGGGCAUACGGACAGCUCUCGUUCAGCAUGAAGAGGUCGAAGCAUGGGCAGCCGGUCGCAGCGAAGCUCUGAUCUGUUCCGUUUCUCACUGCUGGGAGUCUCGCGAGCAUUCAGAUCCUUGUGGUCACCAGCUGCAGAUCAUCUCGGAUUGCACCAGGCUGUAUGCCGAAGCCUAUGAUGCUCCAGUUUGGCUCUUCCUGGAUCAGGUGUCCUUGUUUCAGUUCAAGCGGACUGAGGAUCAAGACAAGAGUUUCAGACUUGGCAUGGGCCAUAUGCACCUGCUCUACUGCCAUGAGCACACCAUGACUUUGCGUGUGCACAGCAUCAGCUCGAACCAAGAGUGGGAGCAACGUGAGGCAGAAGGACACGUUGUGGAUAUCUACGAUGCAGACAGUGGCGUGGUCCGAGCGGUUCCUCUGAACAAACUCACCCGAAAUCAAAAUGAGUACCUGGCACGCGGGUGGUGCCAGGCAGAGUACGAAUGGUCCAGUACUCGAGCCCACAGCGCUGGCAAUCAGAGAGUUGAUGUCAGUCAAGAUGAGAAAGCAGACUUGAAAGGCAAAGUGCCGAUGGUGCCAGUUGAGUUCAGGAAGCGGCUUGAUGAGCUCAAAUUCACCCACAGAUCUGACUCUGAUGCUGUGUGUCAGCUCCAGGAGAAGGUGUUUUUUGAGAAGGUGACUACAUGCAAAGACCUCAAAUUGGAGUUUUUGGAUCAGGAUGCCUGUCAUGCGUUGGCGGAGUGUCUGCCAUACUACGAAAGUCUGGAAACAUUUGCAUUGCUGAACUUUGAGUGCAGCGACGCUGUGGUAGAGAAGCUGCUGAGUGCUUUGAAGCCAAGGUUGACAGGCAAUGCCCUGAAGGCCUUGCAGUUUACUUCUUCAGAUUUCUUCAUAGAAAGAGAGCGACAAAGAGACAUGAUUUUGCUUGCAGUCGCAGAAGUGUUGCCCCAGAAUUCCAGCCUCACAUCUUUCAAGGUUUCUGGAAAUUUGUGGGAGAGCGGGCAGGCUCUUGCAGAGGCCAUGAAAAAGAACACCACACUGCUGGAUGUGGCGGUGCAUCCUUACGUGGACAAUGCUGUGAGAGACAGCCUGAAAAGACGGGAUCCCCCACCUUGCUGGCUUGAUGCUGUCCUUGCGAUUCAGGACAUCGCUGAGGGCAACAAGCGCAACGCGGCGAGCCAAAACAUGGCACCAGAACCAACCGCAACGACGCGGCCCACUCGUCCACCGGUGAAGUGGGACCUGCUGGUGCAGCUCCUGAAGCAGAACUCCGCAGUGGCGGCGCUGCAGCUGGGAGGGAAAUUUUUGGGACCCGUCGGGGCGCAAACCUUGGCUCAAGCCAUCCGCAGGAACAAAACGGUGACAAUGAUCGACCUGGGUAUGAAUCGCAUCGGUGAUGCUGGAGCACGCGCUGUUGCAGAAGCUCUGAAGGAGAACGAGACAGUGACGCAAAUCAACCUGCGUGAGAAUGGGAUCGGAAAUGCUGGAGCACAGGCUCUUGCAGAAGCCCUCAAAGAGAACAGGACAGUGACGCAGAUCAACUUGCGUGAGAAUCAGAUUGGUGAUGCUGGAAUACAGGCUCUUACAGAAGCCCGCAAGGAGAACAAAGCAGUGGCACAAAUCAGGUUAGUACCCCAGCGCGGAUAG